AUGUCGCAACUGCCUCCAGAGAUUCUCCAGCAGAUCGGUUUCCAUCUCGACAACCGGUCCCGUCUAUCCUCCCUACUAGUCAACCGACUCUGGAACGAGGUCUUUACAACGUCCCUUUGGCAUACUAUCUCGAGCGACGACACGAACCCAUGGCGCCGGAUCUUCAAACCAGCCAAUUGCCAGAACCUUUACACUCACAACUACUCCUCCUCACACGAUGACAAGGACAAGGGCAAGGAUGAUGAUGUUGAGCCAGAGGAAGAGCGAGAGUUUCGGAUACGACAGCUUCAGAAGUAUGGACACCUCAUUCGGCAUAUUACUAUUUAUGAUAGCUGGUCCGUUGGUCUCCUCCUCCAGGCCAGGGUGGUGACGCAGUUAAAGUCAUUGGUCAUCUUUGGAUACCGUCAUCCGGCACAUGCUGGACUUUCGGUCGAUGUUUUGACGGAGCUCGUGAAGGAUGUGCCUGCUCGCUUGUUCAAGAGGAUUGUGAAUGACUCUUCGUCCGUCGCACUUGCUCAGGCCUGCUGGCAGUUGAUUGUCAACAACCAUGGCCUCACUAGUGUUCGGUUCAUGUACUCGACUGUGCAGUCGAUAUCUUUCUUUGACACCCCUCAUUCUAGAAACACUUAUAGUGGCGAGGAUGACACCAUCGUCAGCGAUGAUGAUGACAACUUGCUCUCGACGCCUACACAGUACCUCAUCAACGUUGUGUCGAAAAUGCCCAGGCUAUCCCACCUACGCUUGGCACCCUCCCCCACCGAAUGGCUACUCCCAGCACUGGCCAAUUCCCUCCUCCCAACAAUUCGGUCCUACGUCUUAUCCAACAGCGACAUGGCCAGCCUCGACAACCUCGCCCCUCCCUCACCGUCGUCUCCUUGCACAACCCUCGAAUCUCUCCAGAUCUUGCUCCCGAUUCGUCUCCGUCAUCUGCGAUCCAUCGCCUCUACCUUUCCUGGACUCAAGAGGUUGGAGAUGUGGACCUGUCGUGCAGACUCGAAGGACGCCCGUCUAUUGCACUAUAACCCCAACACACACAGUAACAGCGGCAGCAGUCCAAUGGAGGUCAUUGUCCACACAGGAAUGGAACGUAUCCAAAUCUCGGAAGUGUAUGACCUCCUCCGAGCACAGGUGCUCUUCCCAAACGUCAAAACCUUGGGCCCGAUUGUCAACAUUGUCGACCUCCGCCAGCUCCUCCUCAUCCUUCGGUCCUUCCCUGCGCUCGAGGAUCUGCAGGCGUUUCAUUUCAAGGGUCAGGACAGUGAUCGGGAUUCGAGGCUCUCGAUUGAGAAGGAGCCUGAUUGGAAGCUCAAGACGUUGAUCCUUCGCUUGAACCAGUUCCGACCACGGACUAUGACUAGGAUGUUGGCAAAGAUGCCGUUCUUGGUUCGCAUUGAGCUGCGGUCCCUAACGUCUGAUUCUUUGGCUCUUCUUGCGACGCCUGGGAGAUAUCGGUUUCUGGAGCAUGUUCGGUUUAACCUUCGACAGCCUUGUUAUGAGGAGACGAAUCGGUUGUUGGUAGUGUGUCCGAACUUGAAGUCAAUUCAGGGGUUGGGGAUUGCGGUCCGGGCGGAGGAUAUGAUUGCAGAGCCGAGGUGGACUUGUUUGAGACUACAAAAGUUUCAUUGUGAGAUCCAUGGUGUCCCUCGAAUCGAUCCUGACCAGGAAGCGCAACUUUAUGAUGACCACUACAAGGACGAUGACCAGGAACAGCUCCUGGAGCUGCACCGACAGUCUCUUUUGGUCCAGCGACAAGUCUAUCAGCAACUGGCCCGACUCACUGAUCUUCGAUACCUAGACAUCGGAUUCCCACAACGCCGGUAUCGGCAGUACCCACCCACAUAUACCAUCACACGCAUCACAGGAACAGGAGACCCCGUCCGAACUCGAUGCUACAACACCCCGAUACCUGACACCCUCUCUUUCUCGCUCGCCUCUGGACUCGACGAACUAGCGACUCUACAUCGACUGGACACAUUUGGGUUCAAAGCUGUGAACCAUCAAAUCGGAGAGGAGGAGCUGCAAUGGAUGUCGAGGCAUUGGAGACAGUUGAGGACUGCGUAUGGUCUGGAUGCGUAUGUGGAUGGGCUUCUGUGUGAUGAAAAGGCAGAUAAGUUGGGGAGAAGGUUGAAAGAGUUG
This is a messenger RNA of Linnemannia hyalina, 2136 nucleotides long. NCBI's taxonomy places the organism in Eukaryota, Fungi, Mortierellomycota, Mortierellomycetes, Mortierellales, Mortierellaceae. The record is from the annotation of a GenBank genome assembly.